Molecule: messenger RNA, 344 nt
Organism: Onychostruthus taczanowskii (white-rumped snowfinch)
Lineage: Eukaryota; Metazoa; Chordata; Aves; Passeriformes; Passeridae
Gene: RPL37
Product: ribosomal protein L37
Exons: 3
Biological process (GO): translation
Cellular component (GO): cytosolic large ribosomal subunit; ribosome
Molecular function (GO): RNA binding; structural constituent of ribosome
Source: RefSeq, a predicted model, not a curated record
AAUGCUUUUCAGACGAAGGGUACCUCGUCGUUUGGUAAGCGACGAAAUAAGACACACACCCUGUGUCGUCGAUGUGGGUCCAAGGCGUACCAUCUGCAAAAAUCGACCUGUGGGAAAUGUGGUUACCCUGCUAAGCGUAAGAGAAAGUAUAACUGGAGUGCAAAGGCUAAAAGACGCAACACCACUGGUACUGGUCGCAUGAGGCACCUGAAAAAGGUCUACCGUCGAUUCAGGAAUGGAUUCCGUGAGGGAACCACACCGAAGCCCAAGAGAGCAGCUGUUGCAGCCUCCAGUUCAUCUUAAAGACUCAUCUAUUUGUUAAAUAAAUGGUCUUAACCAGAAAA